Molecule: messenger RNA, 1725 nt
Organism: Mesoplodon densirostris (Blainville's beaked whale)
Lineage: Eukaryota; Metazoa; Chordata; Mammalia; Artiodactyla; Ziphiidae
Gene: PPOX
Product: protoporphyrinogen oxidase
Exons: 13
Coding region: 215-1648 (477 amino acids)
Biological process (GO): heme biosynthetic process
Cellular component (GO): mitochondrial inner membrane
Molecular function (GO): protoporphyrinogen oxidase activity, oxygen as acceptor
Source: RefSeq, a predicted model, not a curated record
UGAAACUCUAGGCCUAGUGGGGGCGGGCGGGAGGAAAAGCGCUUCGGAAGACCGGCGGCAGGCCGGAGCCCAGAGCCCUGCGCUAGCAGAUAGCGUGGGUGUGGCCCUUAUCCACCUCCCAGCCCCCGCCCCUGGGACGCCGGCGGCGUGAUGUGUUGAGACCUCUGUCUCCUCCUUUACCGUAAUUUUUCUCGUUCCUCUCGUGGGCUUCACCAUGGGCCGGACCGUGGUCGUGCUGGGCGGAGGGAUCAGCGGCUUGGCCGCUAGUUACCACCUGAGCCGGGCACCUUGUCCCCCCAAGGUGGUAUUGGUGGAGGGCAGCGAGCGCCUGGGAGGCUGGAUCCGCUCGGUACGAGGGCCAGAUGGUGCUAUCUUUGAACUUGGACCUCGAGGAAUUCGGCCAGCGGGAGUCCUGGGAGCCCGGACCCUGCUCAUGGUUUCCGAGCUUGGCUUGGACUCAGAAGUGUUGCCUGUCCGGGGAGACCAUGCAGCUGCCCAGAACAGGUUCCUGUAUGUAGGUGGCGCCCUGCACGCCCUGCCCUCUGGCAUCAGGGGGCUACUCCGCCCUUCCCCUCCCUUCUCCAAACCUCUGUUUUGGGCUGGGCUGAAGGAGUUGACUACGCCCCGGGGCAAAGACCCCGAUGAGACUGUGCACAGUUUCGCCCAGCGCCGCCUUGGUCCUGAGGUGGCGUCUCUAGCCAUGGACAGUCUUUGCCGUGGAGUGUUUGCAGGCAACAGCCGUGAGCUCAGCAUCAGGUCCUGCUUUCCCAGUCUCUUCCAAGCUGAGCAAACCCAUCGUUCCAUAUUACUGGGGCUGCUGCUGGGGGCAGGGCGGGGCCCACAGCCAGACUCAGCCCUUAUUCGCCAGGCUCGGGCUGAGCGCUGGAGCCAGUGGUCACUCCGUGGAGGGCUGGAGACAUUGCCUCAGGCCCUUAACACCCACCUGACUAGUAGGGGUGUCAGUGUUCUCAGAGGCCAGCCAGUCUGUGGGCUCAGCCUCGAAGCAGAAGGGUGCUGGAAGGUGUCUCUAGGGGACAGCAACCUGGAGGCUGACCACAUUGUUAGUGCCAUUCCAGCUUCAGUGCUCAGCAAGCUGCUCCCUGCUGAGGCUGCACCGCUGGCUCGUGCUCUGAGUACCAUCACUGCUGUGUCUGUGGCUGUGGUGAAUCUACAGUACCGAGGAGCUCGUCUGCCUGUCCAGGGAUUUGGACAUUUGGUGCCAUCCUCAGAAGACCCAGGCAUCCUGGGAAUCGUGUAUGACUCAGUCGCUUUCCCUGAGCAGGAUGGGAGCCCCCCUGGCCUCAGAGUGACUGUGAUGUUGGGAGGUUCCUGGUUACGGACAUUAGAAGCCAGGGGCAGUGUCUUAUCUCAGGAGCUGUUCCAAAAGGAGGCAGAGAAAGCAGCUGCCACUCAGUUAGGACUGAAGGAGCCACCAAGUCACUGCUUGGUCCAUCUACACAAGAACUGUAUCCCCCAGUAUACUUUAGGCCACUGGCAAAAAUUGGAGUCAGCUUCCCAAUUCCUGGCUGCUCAGAAGCUGCCUUUGACUCUGGCCGGAGCCUCAUAUGAGGGGGUUGCUGUCAAUGAUUGUAUAGAGAGUGGGCGCCAGGCAGCAGCCCGUGUCCUGGGCACAGAACCUAACAGUUGAUCUUCAAACCCCACUUCUUCCUGCCCCUGCUGACAGAGAUUCUCUCACCCAUGAAAAUAAAAGUUGCUGGAGCUUGG